Messenger RNA from Aquila chrysaetos chrysaetos, 14466 nucleotides. RefSeq names its product leucine rich repeat and Ig domain containing 2 (gene LINGO2). Gene Ontology annotation, molecular function: protein binding. The transcript is spliced from 7 exons. Bases 849 to 2798 code for a protein of 649 amino acids. NCBI's taxonomy places the organism in Eukaryota, Metazoa, Chordata, Aves, Accipitriformes, Accipitridae. The record is from RefSeq and is a predicted model, not a curated record.
CGCGCCCCGCCGCCGUCCCCCUCGUGCCGGGCCCCGCCGAGGGGCAGGCGGCCAGCCCUCGCCCCCGCCGCCCGGCUGCGGCUGCCGCGCCCCUCGCCCCCCCGCCGCAGGGAAGGGGCAGCGGCGACUGCCAGGCGGCAGGAGAGGAGAGGAGAGGAGCCGCCGGCGGCUCGGGCAGCGCGCUGCGGCUGGGUCUCCGGGGAUGGACUGGGCUUCGCCCUCCGCCUCAGCCUGCCCGCGGAGAGGAGGGCGGUAACCAGCCGCCCAGCCCGCCGGGGAGGAGAGGCACCCCCGCCUGCGCUGCGGGGCGGCACGACCCUGUUCACGCCCGGUUAAAUGUCACCGCUCCCCGGCUGCUCCCCGCCGCCGCCCCGCGCGUCGCUCACCUCGAGAGGGGGCUGUGAAGGGGGCGGCAGAGGCAGCCCUGGCUGCGGCGCGCCCCGCCGCCGCUCGCCGUGAGGGAGCGCCCAGGCAGCCGCCAGAUUUUCACUAGUGCUGAAAGGACCAUCCUUGGCAUUGUGAGAACUGCGUGGGCUUUGCUAGCCAUUAGUCAGAACAGCGCGUACCCUAACAGAAGCCUGGAGUCCAAAGCCAUCUCACUCUGAACUUUGCAGUCUAUAGUAUCAACUCGAAGAAGAGUUCACUGGGUGUCAUAAACGAGCAGUGGAACUGGAAAACUUGGCAGCAAACUGUUUUCCUGCUUGUAUCUGUGAAACCUGGUUUGCAAGCUGUAUUAGCUGCAUUAAAGCAAGUACCUGUUUCUUGAGAUGACCUUGCUUCACUAAUAUCUGUGGUUUGUAACAAGCUACAGUAUUACAACUGAGAAAAAAAAAAUAAAAUGUAGAGGAAUGAAAACUUACCAGUAUUUGCUAAACACAGUCCAAACUCCAUGCAGUGGGUGCAGUGAUCGUCUCCAGGACUGGAACCCACUAAGUCUUAAGGCCCGUGACGGAGGGUUAGACCAGAUCAGUGGAGUCAUGUGUCACACAGCUGUAUCUUGCUGGCAGCCAUUCCUGGGUCUGGCUGUGCUGCUAGUCUUCAUGGGCCCCACCAUAGGCUGCCCAGCCCGCUGUGAAUGCUCGGCACAGAACAAGUCCGUCAGCUGUCACCGAAGGCGUCUGAUGUCCAUCCCAGAGGGCAUUCCCAUUGAGACCAAAAUCUUGGACCUCAGCAAAAACCGACUGAAAAGCGUCAACCCUGAGGAAUUCACGUCAUACCCUUUGCUGGAGGAGAUCGACCUCAGUGACAACAUAGUCGCCAAUGUGGAGCCUGGAGCCUUCAACAAUCUCUUCAACUUGCGCUCCCUGAGACUGAAAGGAAACCGUCUGAAGCUGGUCCCCCUUGGGGUGUUCACUGGGUUGUCAAACUUAACAAAGCUUGAUAUAAGUGAAAACAAGAUUGUUAUUUUGCUGGACUAUAUGUUCCAAGAUUUGCAUAACCUAAAAUCCCUGGAGGUUGGGGACAAUGAUUUGGUUUAUAUAUCACACAGGGCCUUUAGCGGACUGCUUAGCCUGGAGCAGCUCACCCUGGAGAGAUGCAACCUCACAGCUGUACCAACAGAAGCUCUUUCUCACCUCCACAACCUCAUCAGUCUGCAUCUGAAACAGCUCAAUAUUAAUGCUUUGCCUGCCUAUGCCUUUAAAAGACUGUUUCGCCUGAAAGACCUAGAGAUAGAGGCCUGGCCCCUCCUGGACAUGCUACCUGCCAACAGCCUAUAUGGUCUCAACCUGACUUCUUUGUCCAUCACCAACACCAACCUGUCUGCAGUACCUUACUCUGCUUUUAAACAUCUGGUUUACCUGACACAUCUAAACCUCUCUUACAACCCUAUCAGCACCAUUGAAGCAGGCAUGCUUUCAGAUUUAGUGCGCCUGCAGGAACUCCACAUGGUGGGGGCCCAGCUACAUACCAUUGAAUCACAUGCUUUCCAAGGGCUCCGAUUCUUACGUGUGCUUAAUGUGUCUCAAAACCUGCUAGAAACCCUAGAAGAGAAUGUAUUCCAUUCCCCCAAAAGCCUUGAGGUCCUCUGCAUUAACAACAAUCCUCUGGCCUGUGACUGCCGUCUCCUUUGGAUCUUACAGAGGCAACCUACUUUGCAGUUUGGAGGCCAGCCACCAAUGUGUGCUGGCCCAGACAGUGUCAAAGAGAGGUCAUUCAAAGACUUUCAUAGUACAGCUCUUUCCUUUUACUUCACCUGUAAGAAGCCCAAGAUACAAGACAAGAAGUUGCAAUACCUGGUAGUGGAGGAAGGGCAGACGGUGCAGUUGAUGUGCAAUGCUGAUGGGGAUCCGCAGCCUACCAUAUCCUGGGUUACCCCACGUCGGAGGCUGAUCACAACUAAAUCAAAUGGAAGAGCCACUGUGCUGGGCGAUGGCACUCUGGAGAUCCGAUUUGCUCAAGAUCAGGACACUGGGAUCUAUGUUUGUAUUGCAAGUAACGCAGCUGGGAAUGACACUUAUUCAGCCUCUCUUACGGUAAAAGGGUUUACUUCAGACCGUUUCCUUUACGCCAACAGGACCCCUAUGUAUAUGACAGACUCCAACGACACAAGUUCCAAUGGAACUAAUGUGAACACCUUCUCUCUGGACCUUAAGACAAUAUUGGUGUCCACAGCUAUGGGCUGUUUCACAUUCCUUGGAGUGGUUUUAUUUUGUUUCCUCCUUCUUUUUGUGUGGAGCCGAGGGAAAGGCAAACACAAAACCAGCAUUGACCUUGAAUAUGUCCCUCGCAAAAACAAUGGUGCUGUGGUUGAAGGGGAGGUUGCUGGACCACGAAGGUUCAAUAUGAAAAUGAUUUGAUGAUAUUCUGCUAGCAGUGCUUUUUCUGUGGCAUUAAAACCAAUUAAACCAGCCUGGCAUGUGGAAUUGCUAGGCAGAAGCAGCUUAAUGCAGCUGUCACUGUAUCAAAAGGUUACAUGAAAAUGGAAAGACUAUUUGUGGUUAUACAGCAGAGCCUCCAGACCUUGAGGCAGAUAUGUCAGGGCCUUUCAUAGAACUGGUAAAUUGUACUAACUGUUUGCAUUGCAAAUAUUGGCAUUCUGGGGAUAUCAGCAAUGAACCGCUGGCUCAUGCUCAUGGACAAUUGUUCAACAUUUUCUACCACUACAAAAAGAAAAAGAAAAAGAAAAAGAAAAAGAAAAAAAAAAGCCUACAGUGUAGGAUUUACAUACUUAAAAGAAAAAGGCACAUUUGUCUAAAACAUACUCUACAGUGAAAUUUGUAUCUAUAGAUCUCAUUUGGUAAAACCUUGCAUCAUCCCUUCUAGUUGGUUCAACACCACAAAAAAUUGGUAGGUUUUUUUUUUUUUUAAUCUGCAUCUAUACUGUGUACAUUUUAAAGCAAUACAAAUGAGAGGUUGUGCUUUUAGAUAUCCACCAAUACUGACCCAAGUGUGAUGUCACCCUCCUUUUAACUACCAUCUAACCCAAAUUAGACUCUUGUAGUUACCAAUUAGAAAUAACAUAUUUUUCUCCUCAUGUAGAAGGCCAGAGAUUAAUAGUUGAGAGCAAAAACGCUCAGCUCUGUUGAUCUUCUCUUCAUAUAAAUAUAAGGCUUGUGCCUAGUUUUGAUACAGAAUGGAAUAUUUUUUAUAUCUGUGAUAUCACACUGGACCAGUUUACUGUAACAUAGCCCUGGAUCUCACCCAGGGAAGGCAACCCACUAGACAUUGCUGGCAUAGAGGAGUUGAGUUCUACCUUGAAGAGAGAGAGCUGCUUUUGUUUGCCCUGAUUUUAAUUUCAAAGCUACUGUUAAAAUGUUAAUGUGUACUGGGCAAAAAGAAAGAACGGAAUACAUUUUGCAUACUGCUUGGGAAAUAUGUUCAUCUUACUAUUUAUACAAGUGAAUUAAAACAUACAAAUGCUCUGCUACUAGGAAUGAACUCUUCUCCAAUGCCAGGUAAACUAGGGUUGUCCAUGCAUAAUAUGGGGAUUAUAAUACUAAAAUAAUGUUUAAAACAUGGUAGCCUCAGAAAGGCUAACAUACUGCCAGAUAUAAUGAACCUCUAGCCGCUGUCAUUCUCAUCUUGUAUAUUUGUAGAUAACGCAAAAAGCUAAUUUCCAAGAACAGAUUACUUAGUUAUUCUUGAUGCCAUUUUAAUAACUAUGUGGUUAUGUUUCUUUCAGGGGCAGUAUCUUAGAGCAAAAGGGGCAAGUUUUUCCAGGUUUUAGGAAGCUUUUUUAAUGGAGAGAAGACAGAAGUGGAAUGUUAGUUCAGUACAAGUACCCUUUUUUGUUUUAUGCCUCUAAAUAAAUCCUCAGAAGGCUCAGAACUGAAACUUUGUUAUUUAUCAUUGAUACCACUGUUCUUAUUUUGAAAUUCUCAGCAAUGGGAAGAUACAGAGUUGUUCAGCCACCUCGCAAUUUUCCAGCAAUUACGAGCCAUAGGUUUUUUGCUAAGUGGUUGAAAACAAAUACGAUUUAUGAAUAAUUGGCAUAACCUCGAGUAAGGAUAACAGUGACUAUAUACGUGUUUAGCCAAAAAGAAUAUGAAAAUAUUUUAAGACAGAACAUUCAGAAUAAUGUGGUUUAACAGCCUGUGUCCAAUCUAAAAAUUAGGUUUCAGCACUUUGAAACCAAAGUCAGGCUGACCUAUAAUGGGAUGCAGGUGCUUCUAAAAUUAGUAUCCACAUUCUUUAACAGAGAUUUUCUAAGUAGGAUAAAAAUCUCCCAUUCCUAUCAAGGGAAAUGUGCCAAAAGUUGUAAAAUCCAGCUGCGUUCCCCAGGUGUACCCCUAACAUAGCUGUAGGACCCAAGGCUAGGCAGUUUUGAGAAUCUCUUUUCUUAGUGGUUGAACUUUGGUUGCAUUGUUGCUCCAUUUUAGGUCUCCAAACUGAGGAGGAUGCAAGGGUUAUUAGAAUUUUCUUCACUUUAGUUCGUUUUAAGUUUAGAGUUGGGUUUUCUUACAUCCCUUUUUUUUAUGCUCUGAACUAGAUAGUUGGAGAUUUAUGGAGAUGCUUGAGACUAACCCUCUUUGUUCUAUGACAGUUUGUAGAACACUAAUAAAAUGGAAUAAACCCUGACUAAAUUCUAACACCAGGGAAAUUAUUUUUGCUGAUAAAAUAACCACCGCACUGAAGUCCAAAACUCUACUGUACCUUAAUGUGGGCAGUUAAAGAAACAAAUGGGGAUAAAACAAAGUGUUUCUGAACUGCCCAUUGAAGACAUUUGCAUGUGCCUUUCCCUUGUAAUUGUCAUUUUUUUUUCAACUAGUAAUCUAUCGCCCCUGCAGUCAUUUCAUGUUAAAUGUUAAAAUCAAUGUUAGAAGCAAAAAUUGUCCUAAAUUCUAGACAGUUGCAGCUGAUUGCUUCAUAUCAAAUGACACACUAAAAAAAAAAAAAAAAAAAAAAAAAAAAAACCAAACUAAAAAAAAACUAGAAAAAAUGUGCUUUUAGGAUUAAUUAUGAAUUGCUGAAUUCCCUAUUCCCUUAGAAUGACUCUAAAAAGUGAUUGCAUUGUUAGUGCACUGCAAGGAUUUCUGAGCAGUAAUGUGCUUAGUUACCUAUGUGAAAUGUGUGCUGGUGAUGAAAAUCACCGCUUGCUCUUGCUGAGCACCACCUUGCAGAGCUGUCAGCGUUGUGUGUAUCGCCUUGAGUUCAGUCAGUAUUCAGUUUUUAAGAAUCAGUGUUUGCUCCCUGCCUCUAGCAAUGUUCUACUUUUUGCAGCCUACUUAUUUCACUGUGGACUUGGCAAAGCAUAUGGCAUCUCUUAACAGAAGUGAGUACAGCAAGACUCAGAGACAAGUUUUUAUCUUGCUCCACAUAGUCUUCUUUAUAUGUAUUCAUGGGACACAUGCUCACUGUGGCUGGUUUGGGUGAAUAAGGAAUACAGUGUCAGGGUCAGACCUAGGUAACCACCUUUUUGGCAAUUCUUUUAAGAACAGAGUGGCUGAAUGCCUACCCAGCCUCUUGAAGGAGCCACUUCUCUGCUAGAGAUCAAGGACAUGCCACAGUUUAUCUUACUGCUGGGGAAAAAACGGACUGGGCUGUGAGAAGGCAUCUGACACCCAUGGCUCCCCAUAUAUUCAGAAACAGGUGGACUGUGCGUACCUGCCACUAAAAGUGGGAAUAAAGGUUUUUCUCCUACCUCUGACUUGUAUACUGGCUGCCCCUGACACUGGCACAAGGCCAAGCCUGAAUCUACUUGUCAGUCAGUGCAACAAGACUGAGGAGCAGCAAUAGUUCUGCAGAAAAGGAGAAAACUGAAAAUGUCAAAAACAACAGAGCAACUUGAGAAAGCAGGUACCACAGUAUCCUUGUCAAUAAUUCCUGUAAGAGCAGUGCUGAGCCUCCCACAAAUACGUUUUGAAGUUCACUUCCACAGACCAGUACUCCUCUUUCAUAACAGAUGGAGGAGGUACAAGUGCUCAGACUUUCCACGAGUAAGUUAGAGAGGACACUGCAGCAAUGUAUUAAAAGAGUUUGCAAUGAUAUGAGGAUGGAUUAAGACUAAGCAAUGCCCCACCUCAGCCCUAUUUUUAGGUUUUGAGCUGGUUCUCUUUUUUUUUUCCCCUUCUUCCUUUAUAAUUAACUUGGCAGCAUUCUUUUCAAAAGGGCUUCACCCACAUCAGCUCAGUUAGAUUCAGACUGGGAGACUGCUUUUACCCUCUGUUCCCCUCUCCUCACCAUUCACACAUGCUCCCAGUGCCAACAGGGUCAACAGCUCCAGAUACAAUUGAAAUCAGCGAGGACACUCUGAACCCCUAGAGAACUGUUGAUGAUACAAGCUAAUGUCACUAGGUAUUUUUUUAACCAAACUUUUUAUUUAAUUAAGUUGACAUCAUUGUCACUGCCAUUCAAGGAUUCCUUUAUUUACGUGAAUAACAACUAUCUUUUUUCCUGUAUUUCUUGCAUUGUGGUAUUGCAUCACCUAUGAUGAUAACAAUUAUGCCAACACAAAGAAAAUUAAGAAAGCAAGCCAUGCUACACCUUCAAUAGCACAAAUUGUAGUUGAGGCAUAUAAGACACAGUAAGAAGUCAGCAUUAAUAUUUAAUGGAAAGUCUUAUCUAAACCUUGUGAUAGAAUAAGAAACUGUUGUGGAGGAACUUUGGAAUGUAGGCCAUGUUGUGACUGAAUCACAUCAAAGAUACAUGGAAAUAGACUUUCCUACACUACGCCUAGAUGUCUGUUUUAGAUAUUGGAAUUUUCCCAAAAAACUUCCAGGGUGUGUGAAUGCCAGAAGCCCACAUUUAAUCCAUAAAAAGACAAAGCAUUAGCUGAAAAUCCAGUAAAGCAAGAGGCUUCUGGCUGCCUAAGGACAACAGCAGCUUCUAGCAAAGACAGCCAAGAAACUGCAGUCAUAUUGUUACUUUGCCUUAUCUGCUACUGUAUCCUGUGAAAAAAGGUCCAUUAGCCAGUAAUAAAAUGGACAAUCCUUACUCAUUUUUCUUCAAAGAGGGCAACAUUCACAUAAAUAAGCUGCAGUCUGUUCCACCUCCGUCCCCAGCAGUAAAACAGCCAGCAAGAAGUGAGGAAGGGGAAGCCUAUUCUGGCCUGUUUGCUAAUUAACUUUUGCCCCUGAAUCAUGCUAGUUUACCUGGGACUAGCAUGAUGACUGCUGUGUUCAUUCCCAUCCUCUCAGCCCACAAUGUAACUUAACAUGGAGUAGCAGGGAAAGGACCACAUGGUCAAGCUGUCCCUUCUCCCUGAACUGUAACUCUGGUCUUCUCAAAUAAAAGAACACGCGCAGCACCGGUAUCUUAGAAAUCACAGUGUGCUGCAGCUGAUCUGUAGUUUUGCCAUAAGACAACAUGAGGGAAAACACUGGAUACAUGCUUUCUGACCUCAUUUCAGUAUCCUAGGUGGUUGCUCUUUGUGCCAAAAAGAACUAGGAAAGAAGAACUAAAAAAACUUCCAUCCAAUAAUUUAAAACUUAACUGUGCCUGGAGGAGUUAAAGGAACAUCUUUGGAAAAGGCAAAGGGCCUGAUUGCUGGAGAAUCGCUGAAACAAUGAAUGAAAUUUUUCAUGUUAGCUAAGCAAUUUGGAUGUCCUGUUCCUAUCACCUGUAAUUAGAAUCACAAACUCAAUUUCCCUUGGCAGCUUAGAAGAAUCACAUCUAUUUGGUUCAGUGAUACAUGCUGCCUUUAUCUGUCUCCUAGCUCUGCCCUCUUCCCCUCUCAGUUUCAAAUGACUGUGAUGCCAAAUGAAGAUCUCUGGAUUCGGUUUAAUUUCACUGCAUGUUCACGUGGCUUUUGGAAUGUAGAUCUCAAAGCAGGAUCUUAAACCCUCUUCAAGCCAAAAAUAAAAAUAAAAAAGGAAGAAGAAGCUUGAGUAAACCUCCUCCUGCAAAUGAAAUAAACCAGCUUCUGUGAGGUUCUUGCUACUGAGAUAGCUACAUGCCAAAAGCAAUCUCCAGGUUGAAUGAGAUUGAGUCUUUUUUUUUUUUUUUUUCACUAAAAGCAGGUGGUUGGAUAUAAGGCCAGCUGGAAAUAAAAAUCUGUACUUACAGCCUCAGCAGAAUAAGGAAAGAGCUGGCAUAGUCAGGAAAAUGUUCCAUGUUAUUUCAACUUAAAUUUAAGGAUACUUUACCAUUCAUAUUCAAAUAGCUCAUAGAAGAGUACAAAAGAGCAGACUUUCACCUCAUAAUUUGAUUAUUUGUAUUUAUUUAAACUGAUACGAAAAUUGUCAUGAAGCAGAAGUGUUGAAGCAAGAGAAUGAAAACAGAUUUUUCUACUCUAGUCAGGCAAUAUAAAUCAGGAGAAAUCCACUUGACACCAUUCUGUUACUCCUUGGUUACACUAGAAAUUUGAUAAACAAAUGUAGGUUUUUUGCUUUCUACUAAGUGGGCUAUAGCAGAAAAUAAGCAGAACUUACUUUUUAAUUCUUUCUCAUCUUGUGGCAUACCUUCUGUACUCAACUGCUUUAACAUUUACCACCGCUAACUGAGCUGGAGAAUAUGAAAAUGUAGUUUUGGGGAAAAAAGAAAAAAAAAGGUAAAAGAAAAAGAAAAUCUGUAACCUUAAAGAAGUCUGCCCAUUUUUAUGUAUGGUAUUUGCAAGUCAACAAUGUUAUCUCCUCACACAUAAGCCGAGAACUAUGACUUGAAAUUUCAAGGCAGCUGUGAAGAUGGUUGUCAACUUGUACACAUGUUAAUAAUUUUGAUCUUUCAGAAAACAAAAUUUUAUUGCUUCUUAAAGAAUUCAUUUAUGCCAUUUUGAUACCUAAAAGCAAAUGACACUUUGACUUCAUUACACUAGGCACUGUAUAAGUAGGAAGUAAAUGACAACCCUGAUCUGGUGAGCUUACAGCCAUAUAGUAGGAAGUUGGCUUCUGGGCAAGUACAUAUGAUAGCAAGUCUCUCAUUGUUUGGGGAGGGAAUGCCAUAGUGCAUAUAUAUUAAAAUAUCAUCACACUUACUGAAAUCUAUUUGCAAGCACAUGUAGUUCAUAUGUAUAUGUUUGUGUGUGCAAAAAAAAGAGUUAUAUUUGUUUUGUUCUUUUCUUACUUCAAGUAUUAAAUGUAUAUUGUUUUUAAAAGGUGACAAGGUUAACAAGAAAAAAUGUGUUGUAAUUUAUUUUAAUAUAUAUAAUCAUGAGUAUGGAUGGGAAAUGAAACAGCCUUCCUGUUAUGAUCCAUGAAGCACAUGACAAGUUGGGUUUGUCCAUAAGUUUGCUUCAUGUUUAAGAAAAAUAUGCUAAUAUAAUGGAAAAAAAAAAAAAAAGAAAAAAAAAAAAAGCUUUGUUUGUCAAGACAGUUGUCCUGAAUGUCAUUUUAAAAGUUAUUUUAGGGCUUAUGUCAUGAUGUAUAUCAUACCUAUCCAAAAUGAAACCCAAAUAAAUAAUUCCAUGGAGUGGCAAAAUUUACUGGAAAAAGUGAAGAAAAUUUACAUUCCUUCCCUUAUUGUAGCUGAUCACUUUUUUUCCAAGGGGUAGUGGAGGAAACUAAGAUGACAGAAAUACAGUUUUCUUAGCACCACACCCAAGGUCCUUAGUGCCAAGUCUUCACAACAGGUAAUCUGCUCAGACCCACCACUCUUGAACUGAGAAUAUAAACUAUUAGAGUUAGAAAGAGAAGAUUCUAUCAGGUAUUUUUCAUCUACUCACUUUCACUCCCCCUUCAUUGCAUGGAGUGCUCAGACACAGAGAAAAACCUAGGUCACUUUCAGAUGUGUUUUGAGAUUUAUUCUACAUGCAAAGUAUCAGUCAGCCUGUUCCUUCACUUUCACUUGCACAGUGUGUACAGGUAAUUGAUGGGGAUACCAAUGAGGCUAAUGCUGGAAGAAGAAAGCCUGCCACUUAAAAGCACCAUGGAGAGCACAGCAGAAAGAUAGAUUUCACCAGCUGUGUGUCAAUUGGAAGGCAACCAAUACUGAGAAUCUGCAUCUAAAACAUGGUUUCUAAGGAAAUCAUCAGUAUUCAAACUCCACUGUAACUGCACCAGAAAAAUUACGUGGUGGAAAGUAGAUUCUGUUGAGCUUGAAAGAUAUUCCAACACCCUGAGGCUUGCCACAAACCCCCUAUGGCAGAGAUCAGCUUUGAAGAAGGGCACAGGCCAUAACCUAAACUAUUGCUACUCCCAUUCUCCCACAGCUAGGUACUUUCACCAACAGAGAAUUUUGCUUAUACUUCCUGGGAUCAUCUGAAGCAAGAUUUAUCAGCCAUGAGCCCAUUAUCCUCUAAACCAGGGUCCUUUUCACUGGAAGGGGAAAACAAAUCUGUUUGGGGUUUUUUUGCUACCUCAGGAAAGGAAGAAGCAGGCUGAAAUCCUGCUGGAUUGCUGGGAGCAGAGACAGACAGGGGCUGAAUCUGAGCUCUCCUGUGCCGCCUGAAAUCUGACACCAUUCUGCAUUUGCAUUUGACACCUCCAAAAAGUUUUAGCUGACUUGCACCACUGUACCCUCCUCUGCAGCAGAAUGUUAAAUGCAAUGAAUCUGUGGGCUAAACUUAACUAUAGAUUAUGUUAAGAAUCUGCUUUAUUUUAAUGUUCUUUUAUUUUCCUUUAAUUUGGUAAACUGAUUGACAGUUUGCAGUGUACUGCUGUACUGCCUUCAGUAUGACAUGAAGAAAAACCAUGGCUCCUACCACUGCAUUUAGAACAUUGAGUUUGCAAAGAGCACCGAGUUUGUUUCCUCAAAACAUUCCUCUACCCUAAGUUUUACAUUUCUUUUAUGCAGUUCAAGCUACUUUUUUGGACCACCCAACACCAUCUCAAGAGGUGGAACCUCUUCCUAUAUCACAGGACCUAACAUGUCAUAUCCAAAUCCUACAGUAGAAGAAACUACUAGUUUUCUCCAUGAUAACUGGGUAAAGAAAAGCACCAUCACAUCAGGCAAACACUGACAAAUUCAUUAAAAUUAUCCACAUUAAGGCCAGGGUCUAAACAGAAAAAAAAAUGUGCUCUCCAGAGCUAUUUUCAUUAAAAAAUUGUAAUAUCUAUAGAUAACUCUUAACAGACAAACACCACUUCAGCUUUUAAAAAGCAUCCAAAAUUUUGUAGAGCAUAUUCCCUUUCAUAAAUUUUUGAGACUAUUUAUACUUUUACAGAUCUACUAUAGAAGAUUUUUCUCACAGUUAGUAGCCCUAUAUUGGAUACCACGGUAACCUUUAAAUAAACAAAUCUUGGCAUCCAAAGUUUAUUUUAAGAAAUGCCUGGGUUUAAUAUUUUUGUAUUUGAAAAGGGUGGUAGGAAAUGGGAAAUCACUCUAUUUAACAAUUAAUAAACUUAUUUCACAGAGGUUGAGUUAUUUCACAUGGGGGAAUACUCACAGGGAAUUUUCUGUAUCAUAAAAGCUUCCCACAUACAACUGUAGAUGACAUGCUGUAAAAAAAGGGCUUUAUUCAUCUCCUGUACUAUCUGGACUGGGGGAGAGGCUGGUAAUUCCUGCUGGGAAAGCAUGAAUAAAUCUGAAACUACCGGGUUAAGAAACACAGAGUUAUUGCAAAGGACCUGACCUUGUUGUCUACAGACUUGGCAGCAGGCUGGGAGGUUUGGUCUAAAUUCCUUCUUUCCUAGAUAUAGGAGAGUCCCUAUGGAAAGCCUUAUUUUGCCUCUGUUCUUAGAAGGAUGAGUUUCAAGCUUAGUAACUGAGGGGAAAUGUAAUACAGUAAGAAGUUAGUAAAAUACAGGAUUGGAUAGUAGACAAGAAAAGAAAUUAAAACUUGCAUAAAAAAUGAUAUGACACUCGUCCUUAGCACCUUGUCUAAGUAACUUUGAAAUUAUUGGGGUUUGCAGGAGCUGGUUUAUUAAUUAAUAGCUAGGGGAUACAUUCAGCUAGUUAAAGCUGUAAUCACCAGCUGGAAGAUCUUAUUUACCUCAUCAGUCCCUAAGUGGAAGUUAUAUUUUGAGCUAUUUUCCAAUAAUUUUGCUAUUUAUAUAACUCAAAAGCACAAGUGAUAGAGAGAACACUUAUUUUAUUAUAGGAAGAUAAUGAUAAUAAAUUGAAUCUAUUACAUUUGUUAUGAGAGCUCUUUGCUGUAUGUACAAAGACUAACAGAUGACAUCCAUUAUGUAAAGUAUUACUAUCACUGAAACCAAACAUCUCAUCCUAAAAAGCUACCGACCUUUGAUGCAUCUGUGCAGUGCAUCAGUGCUACUGCACUGCAGAUAAUACUUUGCUUUUACAUAGAACAGGCAUGCCAUGCAGCGCAGUUAGAGACAAUACAGCCCUCUGAUUUAUACAAAAGCUUGCAUUUUAAUGGGCCUUAUGGAAUCUUGUGUUGGCUUUCAUGAGUUUGGCAGACACUCCCAUUUUGCUGAAGGAUAUCAGAUCAGCACUGUGUGAUUUGGGGAAGGCAUAGCUGUUGGCUAUAGUAACACAAGCAGAAGGCUGGAACUCAGGAUUUCUGAGCUGUAAUCAAACCCCCUGGGCCUCUAACUCUCUGGAGAAUACAAUUAUAAUAUUUACCUUUCAAAAGGAAGAUUCUGCCAUUUCCCUAAGGACUGUAAAGCCAAAGAGUUACAGUUCAGCCAUCCCUGUGUGAGGAAUGAUAAUUUUAUAUGUAGAUUGGUAUGCAGUAGUAGGCAUUGUUAUCAAAGAAAACCUUUCUUUAAGAAAUGGAAUCCCUGCUGGCCAAAGUGCUCCAGAAGAUGAUGGCAAUGUGGUGACAGCCAUGGUUUGCCCUGUAGUCAGCAUUUCCAACAGCUGUAGAAUAGAUGGUCUUGCAUGUAGCAAGUAUAUGGCAGUAUAUGAAAGAAAAUUGUCAUGAAAGAUGCACACCAACUAGACUCUGUCUUUUUUGCAAUUCGGUGGUAUAUUGCAUGAAAGGACCUCUUAAUGCCUCAUUUAAUUAGUGCUUUUGCAAUGCUUGAAAAACAUGAUUCAUCUCCUAAAGAAUCUAUGAAGAUUUGUCUCUUUGGUUAUAGAUGAGAGAUGCCGAAAUGAAUACAAACCACACAUCAAUUGUCAGCUUGUCAAGUGUCACACCAAGCACUCAGACUACUAUUACUACAAAAACAUUUCCAUCUGGUCCUUCUACAAGACUACCAAAAAUAGGUCCCAUAGUUUCUCUACUCUCUAAUCAAAGUUUAUUGAAAGAAAGCUAGCAUUCCCACAGGUUCUCCAACUCCUUAAUAAAGUACCAAGUAUCCACUUUUCAAAUUUCUGCUGCCAACGUUUAUCAUAGGGAAUUUGCCUUGACACUCUCUUUACUCUAUUUGCCAUAACACUGAAUCAUGGCCAACCUCAUCUUCAUCUUUUAAUCAAGAUCGGUUUGCUUAUACAUGAGACAAACACUUGGAAUUUCCCCAUUCGCAGCUUCUGCUUUAGUACUGAAGGCAGAAGAAUUUGCUGUGAAUGUCAGUGAAGCACAUUUAACAGUUAAUGGCCAGUUACUGCCUCACAUCUAGCAGUCACUGGGAACUAUUUCUGAGGUACAGGCCUAUCUGGCAUGAUUUAAAAUAACAACUGGUCCUUGGGAACGAGAUUAACCAGCGUACGUUCAUUUUGCCAUUCAAGACCACCAGCAACUCAAGACACUGGAAGGUGUGUGUCCAAGUCAAUGAGAACUGAAAGGAGUACUUGCUGAAUGUGCAUCCUAUCUUAGAGAACUGCACACAAAAAGGCAUGUGAGAGAUCAAUUUGUCCUUUAAGGUUUAACAUAAUGAAGCAGAAACCCAAACUACUGCAAACAAGAAGAGAGUAUGCAUUAAAAAAACCACAAGCAUUUUGCUCUGGUGGGCUUUAUGGUUUAAGAAUGAAAAGUCAGAAAGAUGGAUAAGAGAUGUACUUCUUGAUGGGAAAAUUAUUUUCUCGGUGUGAUAAAAUGCUCCUCCAGAUCCUGUCUUAACACAAGGAUUCUCCUCUCUCCUUGUUCAAAAAGGAAAGCUACAAACCACCUCACAUCAUUACAAAUACUUUCUUAAAAUGCAGUGUUCUGAUCAAAAGAUCAACCCUUCCUGGGUUUUCAACAGCUAUUGUAAUUGUUUUUCAUAAAAAUUGACUUUAAUUGUAACACUGUUCUGCUACAGCCUUAUUAUCUGUGUCCUGCUGAACUGUCAGUUACUUAAAUGAAGAAAUAAAAGCUCAAAAGCA